UCAUCUGACCGUCGCUAGGGGAAAACAGGAGGAAGGGUAGCCGAGCAGACUGCUUAAGUCAGAGUCUGCUGCACUGAAGGGGAUAUUUUGGAUUGAAAAUAUCUUAAUUUUCUGUGUUUGAAAAGUUUAUCACUCGGAGCCACUUGCUCGUCGAUAUGAUUGUUUUCAAAUGAAGCUUCAUCAAGUUUUAACCGGAGCCUGCAAUGCUGGGGACAGGUGUUUUGCCGUUGGAAGUGUUGAGGGCAUUCCAUUUGUGACCUAUGCAGCAGGGUCCAAUAUUGUUGUAUUAUCUGUCACAUUUGAGAGGGUGCAAAUCAUUCCUGGGAUUUGUCACCAAAAUGUGCAAAUCAGCUGUAUUGAUUGCAGCACAGACACAGGAAAGAUAGCAGCUGCUUAUGGAAACAAAGUUAAAAUUUUUGAGCCGACACCACUUGUCCAUCACAAUAGUAGCCAUAAGCUGGACUAUCACUGGGUUGAAACUGGCCACAUUCAAACAGAGUAUUUUGUCCGAGCCAUUUCAUGGAAUCUAGAAGGAACUCGCCUACUGCUUGGUGGUCGAUUACUACAGCUAUGGGCCAGCAAAGGAACAAAGGAAAGCCAAGAAGAUAUCUAUUCUAAAAGUCUUCCAAGAAGUGCUACAUUUCAACUGGGUGCUGGCAAUGAUGUUGACUCUGAUGAAGAAGAUAGAGAGGCUGAAGCAAAAGAGUCCACUUCUAAUCAAAGCCCUCACACCGGAGAUGCGAGCGAUAGUUAUGAACUUGCUUGGGAAACACGAACUGCAACUCCCGUUCGGUUAAUGUCUUUUUCUCCUGAUGGAACCCUUUUUGCCACUGCUGGGAUGAACGAUCCUCUUGUUAAAGUGUGGUAUCAAGACAAGCCUUUGCUGUUUCCUUCCAAAAGCAUGGAGCAUUUGGCAGCGUCCUCUCCCACCUGCAUGGACAAUUCGACAAAAUAUGCUUUCGAAUAUCUAGGCCAUCCUGCGUCAGUUGUUUCUGUUGAAUGGAGAAGGACGUCGAAAUACAUGCCGCGAGGGAGUGUCGCAAAUAUGCUGGUCACCAGUUGCGAGGACUCAAUUUGCCGUGUAUGGGUAGAGACCGUGUUGCCAGAAGAUGGUCUAGUCAAUAUGAACAACUUUGAUCCAUUGGCAGCGCAAAACCCUCGAUUCCGAACGCAUCGCCAUAAACAUAAAUUUAUGCAACGUUUAAAACACAUGAGACAUUGCUUUCAACUAAAGAGGCUACUAAAGCAAGAAAACGGCGGAAAGUCACCCAAGAAGGGAAAUAAAGCCAUGACAAUACCCACACUUUUUUCUUCAUAUUCAGUGCAUGACUAUCAUAGCUACGGUAUUCACGGUACUGGUCAAGCAAACGGUUUACAUUUUCAUUUGGCUGCGACAAUCAAUGCACAGACAGAUAUUCCUCUGGUUCCAAGUUUAGGAGGAACAGCAAGUGACAAAGGAUUUGUUGUUCAUUGGCUCAACAACAAAGAAAUGCACUUUACUCUUCAAGCUGAGUACAUCCUUCAGGAACUUAGUAAGAAAGCGGUUGGUCGGGAAGAGAGUUUUCAGAAUGGCGUAGGUGUUGUUGAAUCAGAAGAUGACCGCGGCGAAGAUCCCGAACCUGAGACGGAUUUUCUUAAACGAAAGAAGCUUCGAGCCACUACUGGGGAUCUAGCAAAGUUUUUACGGACGGAACAAGAUAAUGGAAGAAACGCUGAUCUGCCGAGUCCUCAUAUGCUUCAUCCAGAUCAAAUGAUGAGUAACACCGCAUCACUUUAUUCUAUGAACACGGACAUAACAGGAGUCACCGGAUUUGGUGUUCCUCUUGGAGAUGCGUUAGACCAUCGCAUUGAAACUUUGCUGAAGGACUGGCAUCAUAGCCCCGAUUUGUUAUAUGCUGUCCACCCUCUGGAUGGUUCAUACCUUGUCUGGUUGGUCGACUGGUUAGAUGAAUACAAUCCUGGCUCCUUCCGACAAGCGCAAGUAUCGUUUAGCUCCAGACUACCGAACGCUGUGCCCCUUGGUGAUGCUUCCACGCUGAGCACCCAUUUGGCAUUAUUCAACCCAUUCCAUGUCUUGGAUUUGCGCAAUUUAUUGCACUUAGAAGGCCCUCAUUCAUUACAAUCUCCUCAGCCACUUGCAUCAACGAAUGCGCCAGAUGAUGAUGCUGACGAGGAGACGCAGUCUGUGAAUCAUGCCUCUAGUAGUUCUGGUCCGGCACAACAGAGUGCUGCUGGCCCGUCAGUAGCUAGCGAAGAAAAACACGAAACUAAUCCAUUUCAUGCGUCGUCAUCGCCAAUUGUGGCGAUGGUAACCAAGCACGCUAACGGAACUCUUAAUCUUUGGCAUUUAGCACUAAGUGAUCAAUCAAAAUUCACACAAGUGUUGUCAGUCAGUCAUAUGACGAGAAUAUCAGGGCACCGGUUCCGAGUAAACAGUAUUUCUUGCCAUCCUGUAUUACCCUUACUGCUGACGACUUCACAUCAUAACGUCAUCAAUAAUCCUAAUGACAGGGAAGUCUUCGCAUGCACUGCACAGAAACAUAGGAGAGCAUCUGGUCAAGCUAAUCAAGGCUAUUGCAGUGAGUUGAUAUUGUGGAAGGUGGAAACAGUUGGUCCCCUAGGAAAAUCUGGUGGAGUCAAGGAAUUGGCUAGGAUAAACUCACCUGAAAUGUCAGCUUUUGCAUCUGUAGCCUGGAUACCAACCGUUUUGCCUAGUUCAUCAUUGGGUGGAUUUUCGAAUUCUGCCAGCGCCUGUUUUGUUGCCUCUGACGGCCUAAGUUUGCGGAUUUAUCAAGCCGUUAUCGAUGCCAGAACACUACUGGCUCAAAUUCUCAUUACUCCAACAUUAGGACCUAACAAUCCUUUCAACACGUCCUUUGAUAAAGAGUCGCCCGCUCGCCAGUUCAUGUUGGGUAAUCGUACACCGGUGCGGAUAGUUUCUGAACAGUCCACUUCACGACCAGGAUGCAUUUUAGAACUAGAUGCUAUGGUAGAAGCGGAUCAUGAUUGGAAGCAGACGCAGUUUCUCCACGUUUUCCAACAACAACUUCUUACUGGCUACAAAUUGACUAACAACAUUGCAACUCCGUCUAACGUUCCAGCUGCAGAUUCCACACACCAAACGGUGCCCGAAGUUGUACCUACUUCACAGAGAAAGAUGCCUCUCUCUCAGAUGCCAUUGACUUCCAGGUUGAGUCUCAUGGAAGUGACCCAGUCAGCCGUAGUAGAUCUACAAGAAUCGCUAGCUUUUAGUGAGCCGUUCUAUGUCGUCGUUGUUGAAAAAGAAAUUGAAUCGGAGCAAAAAUUGAACGAAUCGUUAGAUUUUUUGGAAGUUCCCUCUCAUGCUGAACAUAACGACGGCUCCGAAGGAACCACGGUUGUACAUGUGUGGAAGCUGGUCAUUUCAUCUUGCAACGAAGACCAAAUUGGAUCGGCCAGUCCGCACCAAAAGCGUCCACCUGGUCCUAAUGUCACAAUGAAAACCAUCAAAAUGUGCACGCAACGUCUACCACUUCCCGACGGAGUGGGGAUUAUUCAUGCUGCUCCCGCUGCAGGUCACUUAAGCUCCGCUUCUAUCUACCCUGCUUGUUUUGCUCCGUACGCGAUGGUCACAGCUUGUACGGAUAAUACAGUUAGAUUUUGGAGAUGUAAGUUAGUCACAGAGAACAAAUCGAAGGAUUCGACGGAAGAAUAUCUACGUUGGGAAGAGUGGCAAAUGAUCAGCAAAGAAGGGACUUCAUUACUCUCAAUUCCAGGGAGGCCUUUGUCAGUUUCGGUAGCCUACAGUGGCCGUAUCGCUGUGGCUUAUAAGAACGGAAGAUCUUUUAAAGGGAAAUUUAUUCGAAACAGCAAAAAAUCAGAAGCUGAUACUCGAUAUUUUGACCUAGUCGUCUCAAUCUAUGAGUGCGAAUCAACUGGAGGUUCUGAAUGGGUUCAAGAGGACGUGAUAUACUUGAAGAACAUUCGCUUACCACGCUUGCCAGCUAUCGAUCCAAAUAUUGAUUUGGCUUAUUUGCACGAAGAAGGCGACCAAUGGUUGAAAAAAAGGCAAGUUGGUAUCGAAACGCUGACAAAGAAUUUAUCUCAUAGCGAUCUAGAGAGCCAAGACAAUGACGGGGGCUGUUUUGAACGCAUCCAGCCCAAAAUUCAAGGGCUGUUGUCAGUACCUAGCUACGCAACUAUUCUAACGUUAAAGAAAUCUAUUGAACACCGUGGAAAUGUGUGUCCUCUAACGCAAAAGAAUUUAGUCCAAUUGGAUUGGGUUUCUAAAGAAGAUGGAUCUCACAUCCUUACCGUCGGCGUCGGACAUCGAGUACUCCUGUAUACAUCCGUUUCAAGCCCAGCUGUUAAGGAGCGAUUCAACAAUUCAAAAAUCGUCAAGAAUCCAAAGUUAGCGAGACAAACUUCUCAAACAUCAACUUUUAACCAGGACGAUGUUACUGUCAGGUGGUUACGUUUGCGCUCUCUUGAAUUACGAACUGCUGACGGUUUGCCUCCAUUGCCUAUGCACUUGUCCUGGGUUCGCGAUGGCAUUUUCGUUGUCGGAAUGGACAACGAAAUGCAGAUAUAUUCCCAAUGGAAAGACACGUUGAGUGGAAUAACCACUGAAUCCAAUGGAUUUAUGGCGACCUCUCCUGUUUGUCACCACGAAAACCUUGGAGAAGAGAGCGGUACUGAUUUGGAGAGUGACACUGACGGUAGUGUAGGCUAUGAUGAUGAUGUGGGAGAAGAUCGUGAUGUACUUGAUCGGGAGUUACAUACGUUAGCUAAAGAGGGACGGAUCACUUACGCACCGAGUAUGGCACAAUUGCCUAGGGCUAGUUCAAUGCACGCUUUGGCUGCUGCGCAAGGAUCCAGCCAUACGAAGAAGGUUACUAUAAAAACACCGAAAAAGAAACUGGACGAGAAGGCACAAACAGUUGCAAGCCCCACAGUGUCAUUACUGCAAGAUUGCCUACCUAGCUAUGGACUCUUUGAAGCUAGCCAAAUUGCUUGCCCAGUUUUGCCGCAAUAUCACCCGCAGCAACUCAUGGAGCUCUUGAAUUCUGGCAAAAUCCGCUGGGUCAAAGCUAUUUUGGCUCAUUUGGUGCGAUGUAUUGCAGGUCAUCGUGGAACGGACAGUGAUGAAGAAGAUGACGAAGAUGUCGACGAAUCGGCCAAACACUGGGCUCGAACGCGAACACUUUCCAUCAGUAGUCCGGAUAAUGAGUCGAGAAAGAUCACCGCCGAUCUCCACAUCUCGUCCGUUCCCAAAGAACUGACGUUAGAUUAUACGGAAAUCAGCGCUGUUCCUCCGCUUCCUUUGUGGUUGCUUCUAGCAGCUGACCAAGGAUCAGCAAAUCUAGGAGAUUCUACGGCAUCUGGCGCCGAUUCUUUGUUCCAACCAUCGUUGGAAACACAUGCGGAAGAAGAAGAAGAUUUAGAUACCAUUUUGAGUGAAAGCCCACCAAAGCGGAAAAGUAAACGAAAGAAUGCUAACGGAGAUGCAGGCGCCCAGCAUUUGCAACAGCAAUACUUUCAAUUUGGAACUCGACAAGCUGCGCUUCUGACGAGUGUGUUGACUCAUACUCAACUACCUGGUCUAAGUAGCGUCGACCAGAUGCAUCUGUUAGCUCUGGCAGAUACUUUGGCUUCGUGCAGCGCUACUCAUCUUGUCACGAGCACCAUCCAUAGUGGGGCUUCAAAGAAUCUAGCUAAAAGUGUUCCUACGCACCCAGGAUCAGAGUCAUCCUUGGAUUCUUGCGGGCUUCGCUUCCUGUUGGCUGCGCGCCAUCAUUCGUACCUGCUGCGGUUCUUACCACCUGUUCAGCGCGCUGCUUUAAAGAAACAAGGAAUUAGUAGUUCCUUGCUAACCUGGGCGUUCCACUCGGAAGCGCAGGAUGAACUUUUACAACUUCUUCCCGCUUUUACAAAACCGAAUCCCAUGUGGGCUGAUUAUCGUGAACUAGGAUUCGGAUGGUGGAUGCGAAACAACGCCAGUUUGCGUCGGUGUAUUGAAAAACUGGCUAAAGCAGCAUAUCAGAGCCAAGGCGAUCCAUUGGAUGCAGCCAUUUAUUAUUUGGCAAUGAAGAAGAAAAAUUUGGUCUGGGGUCUUUUCCGGCAGGUGCAGAACGAACGCAUGACGGCAUUCUUCAGCAAUAAUUUUACCGAAGAACGUUGGCGUAAAGCAGCUUUAAAAAAUGCAUAUGCUCUACUCGGCAAACAGCGCUUUGAUCAUGCUGUAGCCUUCUUCCUGUUGGCUGGAUCAUUGAAAGACGCCAUCGAUAUUUGCCUAAGCCGAAUGCAGGAUAUUCAGUUAGCCAUUGUUAUUACUCGGCUGUAUGAAGGUGACAUGGAAUCUGUGCCUCCAGGAUUAAAGAAACUACUUCAAGAUCAUGUCUUGGGUUACAAUGAAAGUAGCGAACCGGUUGCCGCUUCGGCCGGAUCGGAUCCUUUCUUGCGUUCUAUGUCCUAUUGGCUCAUGGCUCAGUACACUGACAGUUUGAGCACCCUUUUAGAGCGACGAGGCGAUAAGGGCGAAUUGACGAAGUCGCAAAACAUUGCAAGUCCAAGUGUUUUCAACUUCUAUAUCUAUCUUCGCAACCAUCCUCUUAUUAUACGGCAGCAGUUAGCUUUAUCGGCCACAGGCCAAUCUACCAACAAGCGAACGCAUUUAGCAGGCGUUGGUGCCAUCAGCGUUGACAAGACCUACCUUCUUCAAGAAUGGAUAACACCUCUUGAAAGGCGACUGUACUUUACCACGGCUCAUGCUCACUUCCUUGCUGGUUGCCCCGCUUUGGCCUUGGAGGUUUUAUCUAAAUUACCGGAUCAUGUCCAACAACCGGAAAGUGAAACAGAUAAAAACUCUGAAGGAGGUGAAGAAAAUGCCCCCGAAGUCAUUCAACAAGUCAUUCAACAGAAAAGUGAAGACAUGGACUGGUCAACACCUCUCGUCAUUGUUAGCCCAAGUGACGAAACCCGAGAAUUUGACUGGGGACAACCUAUCAACGGCAAAUCUGACACUUUAGAACUAAAAUGGAGUGACGAUGAAGCUUCUGAUUCUGAAUGUUCUGACGGCGGUAUCACAAUGAGAGAUAUGAGCGUGGCCGAGGUUGCAGUGACCCCUUCGGAUCCCAAAUUGGAAGCUGAGCCGGAAACGGGAGGUUUAGACAUUAUGGCCCAACAGUUGAAGUUCAUCGCUUGUCUAAAAAUUCUAAUGGGGGAAAUGGCAACGCUUGCCACUGGUUUUGAAGUCGAUGGUGGUCAAUUGAGGCUUCAGCUUUACCUUUGGUUAGAUCGAGAAUUGCAGGCUUUGCAACAACUAUGCAAUUACGCUCCCAUUCCUGUAACUGGUAACGGGAAUGAAGAGGAUGAGCCUAGCUUGUUACCUGCUAUUCCUUCUUCAUACAAACACCCAAUUUCUGCUGACGAACCGGUCACUCUUCACGAGAUUCUCCUUGCAGAAAAAUUGGAUCUUGAAGCUAAAGUGAAGCGAACCAAUCGCAGACGGCGAUGGCUGAAAGCCAAUGAACUGCUUGUAAGGACAUUGCUGAGUUAUUGCAGUGUUCAUGGAUCACAAGGAGGAGGUCUGGCAUCGGUCCGCAUGGAACUUAUUCUUCUACUGCAGGAGUUGCAACAAGAUAGAAGAUUUACCACAGGAGGUUCGGAAUCAGUUGCGAAUUUGAAUCAAUCUCAACUUUCUUCUCCUUUGGCGUAUCCUACAAGUCUUCCGCUUUUAGCCGCCAGUGUCGCGGGAACAGAAAUUAUCACAACUGAUCCUGUUCGUCAUCUAGAGAGCCAAAUUCGAGAUUUACUGCGGGCGAUUAUUGGAUUGAGCUGCGUUCCUGUUCCCGGAAAGAUCAGCUUUGGACAGAUGUGUUUGAUUCGCGAUCUGGCGCUGGCCUUAUCUGCCUGUCUCUACCAAGCCCUUUGCUCUUCUGACGCGUGGAGCCUCCAACAGCAACAACAAGAACAACAGCAGGGCUCUGUUGGACCACUUGCUCGAUUAGCUGUUGUAUUCCGCGCAAUGCAUAAUAUUGGCGUCAGUAAUUACGCCAAGCGAGAAGAACCCCAACUUGAGCCCGGAAGUAGUCCAUCGAAAUGGCCAGGCGUCACUUCUUUGCGCGCUCUGUUGGCUCGUGAAAAAGAUGAAGAUGCGCCCCGAUUAUUGACUUUGUUAUGUGAAGCCUUUGUUGCCGUCUACACUUCGUUGCUGUGUUAUUCAAUGGCGGCUUGCGAUUCACACGUCCUCUACAGGUUGGCCGGGCUGCAACCAACAGAGAGUAUGUGGGGAUCCAUUUAUGGAGGAGGUGCCAAACAGCUAGUCAGGGUCACUACUACCACGACGUCCACGCUGCCUGGCUCACAAGGUCUAGGAACCUCUAGUGAUGGGGGAUCACCCCAGCCGCCUGGAUCCCCAUCUUCAACGAUGGAUGUUGCCAAGCAGCGAGUUCGUUUACAUAUAAAACUCUUACAGCAGAUUGGAACACCAGCUGCUGUCGGAGGUGGAAUGACCGCUGUUUCUUCUAGUGCAUCCAUUUCAAGUUCAGCGUCAAGAAAAUCAUCGCUUCCACAAGGAAACGAGGACAUGCCAACCUACAAGGAAGUUUUCGUUGCCCCUAAACUGUCGCUGGUGGCCUGUCUUAUGAAAAAGCCCACCUUGCCGUCGGAGAGAGUCUCUUAUGAUUACGAUUCUUCUGCAUCUGAUGCGGGUGAUGAAGUCGACGCCGAGGAUGAUGGUGAUAAUGAAUCUGACAACGAUGAUUUCUGGGAGGAAAAGGAUUGCGCCAAAAGAGCAGCUUCCAAGAAGGCUGGUGCUAAUCCAGGUGAUUCGGAGCACAGCAAAGCGGAUUCUAUCAGUUGGCACGCUAUACGUUAUGCUGUCACCCGUUUGUGUAUAGGCCAGAUGGAAGAAUUCUUAAGAGUCGCCGGCGUUGAGCCUACAGAUUUGCCGGUUGUUAGUCCUUUGAGUCAUGCAAUCACACGGACAAUGCAUCAAUGGUGCGCAUGGUUGCAGAGACAGUUGGAUGCGGCAGGGCCAGUUCCGCCAAAUUAUAUACCUGGAUGUGUUGUUGAAAACACAACUUCUGGGCCACCCAUUCUUAAGUAUCGCAGUCUUGUGGAUCCAAAUAAUACCCCAUUCUCAACCAAGGAAGCAAAUGCCCGACCCAUACGUCGUCUUUGGUCUUUCCUUGUGCGACAAGAGAAAGUCCAAGAUAUUUUCAUCCGUCUGGUCUUUGGUAAAAGACAUGCUCCUCACGCUUCUGGAACCAACAACGCCGAUUCCAUUUCUCUCUAUUCUGAUAUUGCUGGUCAGGAUGAAAUGUCCACUGAUACCAUAACGGCUGUAUCGGGUGGUGGUACUGAGCGCUUACAGGAUCCAGUUCGAAUCAUUCAUAAAGAUCAAGACAUUAUCAGCGCGUUUUGCAUCAAUUCUACCAAUGGAGGAAUCCUUGCUUUGGCAAACGGAAAAGAAAUUCAAGAACUGGAUAUUACUCCUUUGCUAGACAUGCAAUCGGCUGUCUUGGAAGAUGAAUGUGAAUUGGAUUUGCUCGGGCUGGAUAGAGAUCCUGAUAGUAAUGCGUCUUCCUUCCUGGUUGUACAAACGCCAGGCGAUCGCCAUUUGUUGAAUCAGUUGAAUGGAGGAAUGUCUGGAUCUGCAAGCACUGCCCACUUUCCUAGUUAUGCCCCAUCAGCAUCGAAUAGUAUGGUUCCACCAGGAGGCCCAACUUUACCCGUGACAGGGCGUGGGACAACACUGCCGAAAGGGUUGACAUUCCCUGGUUCGCAACAUCCGCCAUUUUUUCAGCUGGUGCUGCGGCGAAGCAAACUACUACUAACACCGUUACGGAAACAUAAAGUGGAUGGAGUAAGAAGAAUGACGGCCCAUCCGUUACUUCCUUUGUAUAUCGCCGGCCAAGGGGACGGAUCUGUAGCUAUUUGGGAAUGGGGUCACGUUGGUGUUGUGUGUCAACCUAGGAGCCCUGGAACAUACGCAAAGGUAAAUCGUCUCCGUUUCAACAGCCAAGGAAACAAAUUUGGUGCAGCCGACGGAGAUGGCCACGUCGCCUUAUGGACACUUCGUCUUGGAGGAGGAUCUGCGCCUCAUCGCCCGUUUUUUUCACAUCAAUGUCACAGCAAGGGGACAUCAGAUUUUGUGUUUCUGGGGUCAUCGAGUAUUUUGGCCACAACCGGUCACAGUUCAGAGUCCCGCAACGUCGUUUUAUGGGACACCCUAAUGCCCCAACGCAAAGCAAUUAUUCACUCAUUUGUAUGUCACGAAAACGGAGGCACCAGUUUGCUCUAUGCGUCUCAGCAUCAGCUCCUGAUAUCGGCUGGCCGCAAAGGAAUCGUCUGCUUAUGGGAUUUGAGACAACGAACACUUCGUCACAAGUUCACUGCGCAUGAUUCUUCUGUUGCGAUCAAAUGCAUGGCGUUAGAUCCCAAUGAAGAAUUCUUUGCCACUGGAUCUGCUGACGGUGAUAUCAAGGUCUGGAGCCUUGCUACACAACAUUUACUUUACGCGUUUCCUGCUGAACAUUCACGAUCAUCCUUUUUCCGUUCCAUGGGGCAAGGAAAUGGCGUAAAUCAAAUUCAUCUGGACACGUCAGGACGACUCUUUUCUUGUGGCUCUGAUGGUUCAAUGAAGCUUCGUCAAUUACCCUAUGUGGGGAGUAGAGAAACCGCUGUCUCAACUCUUUACUAGAAAAACAAAUGUUUAAUGGGGGCAGUUGCGGGUAAUGGCUAAACGUUUAGUUAAAUUUUUUAAAUAUUUCGAUUUACUCGAAUCCCUUGAAUAUUUUAUGGAUGUCGUUGAUACAUGUCAUUUAUCUGGCUGUUCAGAUUACUUAUAGAAUUGGAUUGCGUUGUGCUAGUCACGUUUAGUAUGCUAUUACCUGUCAACCAUUCCACUCUUCAGCGUCGUCGCUCGAUGUUUCCAAACCUUUACCUUCCUUAAAACCAUCACCACACCACCACACACUUUACUAACAACAUUCUGAACGGCUGGUAAUAUGUCAUUCCUCCUAUUUUGUAUGUCGCUAGCACGUUUGGUCGAGCAAGUGGAAUACAAAUGCGUUACGUGUGUGCUGAUGUA
Daphnia pulicaria is the source of this 11074-nucleotide messenger RNA. It is a transcript of the gene Rbcn-3A, whose product is annotated as dmX-like protein 2. NCBI's taxonomy places the organism in Eukaryota, Metazoa, Arthropoda, Branchiopoda, Diplostraca, Daphniidae. Gene Ontology annotation, biological process: vacuolar acidification. The transcript has 54 exons. Gene Ontology annotation, cellular component: RAVE complex. The coding region runs from base 170 to 10684 and encodes 3504 amino acids. The record is from RefSeq and is a predicted model, not a curated record. Gene Ontology annotation, molecular function: protein binding.